This is a messenger RNA of Manacus vitellinus (golden-collared manakin), 1875 nucleotides long. RefSeq names its product Rab geranylgeranyltransferase subunit beta (gene RABGGTB). The record is from RefSeq and is a predicted model, not a curated record. Gene Ontology annotation, cellular component: Rab-protein geranylgeranyltransferase complex. Gene Ontology annotation, molecular function: Rab geranylgeranyltransferase activity. NCBI's taxonomy places the organism in Eukaryota, Metazoa, Chordata, Aves, Passeriformes, Pipridae. Bases 31 to 1026 code for a protein of 331 amino acids. Gene Ontology annotation, biological process: protein geranylgeranylation. The transcript is spliced from 9 exons.
CCCCCGCCCCUUCCGGCGCGGGCGGCGAACAUGGGGACACCGCAGAAGGAUGUUACAAUAAAACCCGAUGCCCCAAGCACGUUACUUUCAGAGAAACACGCGGAUUAUAUAGCUUCGUACGGAACAAAGAAGGAUGAUUAUGAAUACUGUAUGUCGGAGUAUUUGAGAAUGAGUGGUGUCUACUGGGGGCUGACAGCAAUGGAUCUCAUGGGGCAGCUGCACCGAAUGAACAAAGAGGAAAUUCUGACAUUCAUCAAAUCAUGUCAACAUGAAUGUGGGGGAAUAAGUGCCAGCAUAGGUCAUGAUCCUCAUCUUCUGUAUACCCUCAGUGCUGUCCAGAUUCUUAUCUUAUAUGAUAGUCUCCAUGUUGUUGAUGUAAAUAAAAUUGUUGAAUAUAUACAGAGCUUGCAAAAAGAAGAUGGAUCGUUUGCUGGAGACGAAUGGGGAGAAAUAGAUACAAGGUUCUCCUUCUGUGCUGCAGCAACUCUUGCACUUCUGGGAAAGCUGGAUGCUAUUGAUGUGGGGAAAGCAGUAGAAUUCGUUUUGUCCUGUAUGAACUUUGAUGGAGGAUUUGGUUGUAGACCAGGUUCCGAAUCACAUGCAGGACAGAUCUAUUGUUGCACAGGAUUUCUGGCUAUAACAGACCAGUUGCAUCAAGUGAAUGUUGACCUGCUGGGUUGGUGGCUUUGUGAACGUCAGUUACCUUCUGGAGGUCUCAACGGGCGACCAGAGAAGUUACCUGAUGUGUGUUAUUCGUGGUGGGUGCUAGCAUCUUUGAAGAUGAUUGGUAGGAUACAUUGGAUUGAUGGAGAGAAACUGCGCUGCUUUAUUUUGGCUUGCCAGGAUGAGGAGACUGGUGGAUUUGCUGACAGACCAGGAGAUAUGGUGGAUCCAUUUCACACCUUAUUUGGAAUUGCUGGACUAUCUUUAUUAGGAGAAGAACAAAUUAAGGCCGUCAAUCCUGUCUUUUGUAUGCCAGAAGAUGUCCUUCGAAGAAUAAAUGUACAACCUGAGCUUGUGAGCUAAACCUUGUAGAGACAAAAGGUUGAUAUGACCAGUUGCUUUGGUUUUACUAAUUUAUAAUCUCAUCUGUGAAACUGUCAGCAUAUUCUUCCUUGAGAUGUGUUUACAUUAUAGAAGUAAAGCAAUAGCUUUGCUGUGGGCUUUGUCACUUUGUAAAUUGUAUCAGAACAGGACGGUUCUCGUAAUCUAAGUGUAACAUGUUCUUCGAUUAUAUUAUAAGAGAUGUAGAAACAUUUCCAAUCUGUAUCUAAAUGUAUGGGCCUUGGCUUUUUUUUUUUAAAUAUUCAAAUCAAAGCUUGAUUGUGUGAAUGCCUAAUUUUUGUGUUACUGUGAUAUCAGCCAUGCUAACACUGGUCUUUACACAGGCCUCUUUUGAUGGUGGAUCACACAGAGCACUUUAAAAGAAGAUUGAAAAAAAAAACAACACAACCAACAAAAUCCUACUUAAGCCAUGCACUUACUGCCACACACUUGUGUAUUUAAUUCUUCCUGUUCAUGCUUACCAUCAGUUUUCUAUACUGAGAAACAAGCUGCUUCUUCUGAUAGUAAUUGAUACCAGUAAAACCAUAAUUAUGGUUCUUCUAAGUAUAUAAAUGUCUUCAUUUAUUGAUGAGUCCCUUAGACAAAAUUCCACUGAUAUUUGACAUACAGCAUACCUUGAGUAUACAGAGUGAAAGUUGCUAACAUUAAGUAUUCUAGAGAAGGUCUGUACAGGACAGUGACUUGUGAUUGAAUAUAGAGUUGAUUCUAAAUUUGUUGCUGGGUUGAAAUCCUGCUUUUGUAGCUUUUAAAACAAUAAUUACCAACACUUGAUUAUGGUGUAAUUGAAAAUAAAACUAGCCAUGGAAAAUA